This is a messenger RNA of Syzygium oleosum, 1810 nucleotides long. Its product is annotated as serine carboxypeptidase-like 18. NCBI's taxonomy places the organism in Eukaryota, Viridiplantae, Streptophyta, Magnoliopsida, Myrtales, Myrtaceae. Gene Ontology annotation, biological process: proteolysis; secondary metabolic process. The coding region runs from base 105 to 1553 and encodes 482 amino acids. Gene Ontology annotation, molecular function: acyltransferase activity, transferring groups other than amino-acyl groups; serine-type carboxypeptidase activity. The transcript is spliced from 14 exons. The record is from RefSeq and is a predicted model, not a curated record.
UCCUCACUUCAUUCUUAGUUUGAAACCCCCUCUAUCCCUCUUGUUUUAGGGGGGUGUCAUUGGCAAGAGAGUGACAGCAAAGAGUAGAGAGAGAGAGAGAGAGAAUGGCGAGGCAAAAGGCAAUGUUCAAUUCAAGAAGCCAAGGCAUUGAGAAGAAAUGGGUGUGCAUUUUGCUUGUGCUGGUGUCUGCCUCAGCUGCUUCGUCUCAGUACAUUGUGGAGACACUUCCUGGGUUCCCUGGCCCACUUCCUUUCAAGCUGGAAACCGGGUACAUAAGCGUUGGUGAUGUCGAGUUCUUCUACUACUUUGUGCAGUCUACCGGGAAUCCUGGAGCGGACCCUCUUCUGCUUUACAUGAAUGGAGGUCCCGGGUGUUCGGGUUUGAACGCCUUCUUGUUCCAGCUCGGUCCGCUUAAGUUCAACAUUACUGAUUACACUGGGGGUUUGCCGACAUUAAUCUACGAGCCAGAUGCGUGGACUAAGACAGCCAACAUUAUAUUCAUAGAUGCACCAGUCGGCGCGGGUUUCUCCUAUGCGACGACGGCAUCGGCGUAUGAAUCCACAGACACAUCGAACACUGCACAGAUGCAGACCUUCUUAAGGAAAUGGUUGGCGGCACAUCCAAGUUUCCAAACCAAUCCGGUGUUUAUUGGUAGCGAUUCUUAUGCUGGUAUAUACACUCCCAUGCUUGCUACGGAUAUUCUGCAAGGGAAUGAAGCUGGACUUAAACCAUAUAUCCACCUUAAGGGAAUGAUACUAUCAUGUCCCCACACGUUCACCGAUCUCGAAACAAACUCAAAAAUUCCAUUUGCUCAUAGGUUGGCCCUCGUUUCAGAUGCACUUUAUGAGGCUUUAGAAGUAAAUUGCGGUGGGAAUUUUGUGGAUUCAACAAAUGUGACCUGCACAGAGGAUCUGGCAGCGUAUGACGAGCUAAUUGAAUUGAUCAGCAAACAAAAUGUUCUUGAACCUGAUUGUGCUUUCCUUUCACCGAAAUCGAAAGAAGCUUUCAAAUCAGCAAUAUCAAACCAAGAGAAGCACAGGAGGUCCAUCCAAGAGUUCACCAAGGAUUAUCUUGUGUCACUACCAAGACCUCGCGAUCUUUGGUGCAAGAAUUUUGACUAUCUACUUGCCGACAUAUGGGGUAAUUAUCCAAGUGUGCAAGAUGCUCUUCAUGUUCGACCGGGAACCGUCAGUGAAUUUUUCAGGUGCAAUAUUUCCUUAGCCUACACUGUAGAUGUCGACAAUGUGCUCGAUUAUCAUAAGAAUCUCACCAGUCUGGGCAUGCAACUUCUAGUUUUCAGUGGUGAUCAUGACAUGGUUAUUCCGCAUAACGGUAUCGAAGAGUGGAUCAAGUGGCUCAAUUUGACGGUGGACAUAGAUUGGAGACCGUGGUUUGUGGAUGGCCAAGUUGCAGGGUACACGAGGAAGUAUACAGACAGCGGAUAUCGAUUGACUUAUGCAACAUUGAAGGGAUCGGGUCACUCACCUCCAGAGUACAAACGCAGAGAAUGUUAUGAGAUGUUUCGCAGAUGGAUUCAUUACUAUCCUUUGUAGAUCCACACGUUCAAGAAUGGGUGCUAGAAUAAAGUUUUGUUGCUAAGUUAUGAGAAAAACUUUAUUCACAAGUUAUAUAGCCUUGUCAUGAUUCAUGUAAUUGGAAGAACAUGCAUUGAGCUACCGGAAUAACCGACAUGUAUUCAGCAAGGUACGGAAGGUCCACCAAGCAACGGCUACUGCAUUUCAAGCUCAGGUCAUAUCAGUCAAUUGUAACAGAAGGAAGCUCAGAUAUGAGAAAAUGUUGUGCCCAAAAA